Molecule: messenger RNA, 9144 nt
Organism: Pelobates cultripes (western spadefoot toad)
Lineage: Eukaryota; Metazoa; Chordata; Amphibia; Anura; Pelobatidae
Source: the annotation of a GenBank genome assembly
GGUGGGCGUGGCUGCUGCGAGCGUGCUGAGUUACACAGGACACAGUUGCUUUUUUAAAACGAAUAAAAAAAAUUAAAAAAAAAACAACACACGCGCGUACCACGUGGGUGGUGGAGGCCGUGACGUCACAGGUUUGAGCGCAGAGGGUGUCUCGAAGCGCAGUGCGCGAGCCGGUGAGCGAGCGGACUGGUUUGGCCGUUGGUUGGCUGAUUGGCACCUGGACGGAGCGUUGUCUCGCGGGCAGCUGACCGUUGGGCAAGAGCGGGAAAAGCCCAGUAUAUAAAGAGGUGAGCUGGGGGAGCGCGGUCCAGUCAGCGAGUCCCUUCACAGGGGGCGCAGCAACAUCAUCUGUUAGGGAGGAUGCACCUGUCACUGUCAAAACCGCACAACACAUACACACUGCUUGCUGCCUCGCCCGUCACAAUCAGACACAACCCCAGACAGUGUACGUGACAUCUCCGGGCAACACUGGAUGGAUGUCAGUGCCAUUGUCAUGUAUUGGAGCUUUCUGGGCGUUCGUGGUUUACAUGUAAAAGAUUGAACCAUGAACUGUGCAGCUUGUUUGUACAUACAUUGCCCUAGAAACCUGUUAGAAAAUCUGGGAGGGGACAGCCUUUUAAUAAGAAAACAAAGCAUCUCCUUAGAGAACUUUCAUCAACUGGGAUAUAGAUGUAUAUGUUUGUGUUUUAAUACUCUUUUUAACAGUAGCUACAAAGUCAUGAUUGGGAUGGGGGAGCUGUUCAAACUCUGUCUCCUACAAAAAUCUCUCGUGUUCCUCCCCCCCCUCUUUUUGUAUAACCUGUAUCUGUAAAAUUUGAUAAAAAAUGUAAGAACCCCAAACUGUGCAAAGAUCUGUGUGGGUUGAUUAGUAAACUGAACCUUCAAGAUUUGGACAAAAUGUAUUUUAUUUUUGGGCAAUUUGGAUUUCAAGUCAUGUUUUGCUUUCUUUACUCAGAGAUUUGUGGAUACUUAUUCAUAACAAACUAAUAUGAUGUUUUAAUUGUCAUUGAGUAGAAAUUCACCACUGAUUCGUGGGAGAUAGACCCCCCUCAUGCUUGCAGUGUUGUGUAAAGUUUACAGAGGAAAACAGCUAAUUUAGAGGAUUUUUUUUCCUGUUUAGCAAUUUGAACUUUUAAAUUUGAAAUUCACAUCGCAUUCUGCCCUUACUUGGUGAAUAAUCCUGUUUGGUAGAACUGGGAAACAUGGAAUGGUGGUGGAUUUAUAUAUGGAGUCCAAACUGGCUGAACUGGAAACACAUACAAUUUCCCCAAUGUGUUUUGUACAAAUCCUCUUAGUUCCUGUUGAUCUUCUCUUAUAACUUCUUCCUGUGCACAAACCUCUUUAUUUUAACUCCCAAAUGUAGGUCUUGUGGUCAGGUAUGGUGGAGUAUGUGGACCAUGGAGAGGAGUUUAGAUGUUCAGUAUUUGGUUAGAAUCCGUAGAAUCUCCGAGUUCUUAGUGACGGAGAGCAAUGGAUACUUUGCUCAGAAGCAGUUCUCCAAAUAUCUCUCAGGUCCUAAGAUGAGUGAAUCAGAUCAGUGCUCUGUUUUGUUUUGUUAGGGUUUUUGGUGGGUGAUGUUCUCCCCAUCAGACUUGUAUUAACGGAACAAAAAAUCCUAAAUGUAUAUAUUUUAAUUCCAAGGUGUAAGGGCAGUAAUCUCGUAGAAACGAACCCUUCUCCAAUGAUGUAAUCAAUACCGAUGACUUUUAUCCUGUAAGAUACCCCCUCAUAGAGAAGUAUUGAGGACAUACAUGACAAUCUGCUAAUCUAAUGCUUCUCAUAUACCAACACUGAAUCCAAUGCUUUUCUAUAAAAUGUAUUCGCAUUCUGCGUUUUUAAGUGGUGCGUGAUUUCACCAAAUGUAAAGUCCUUGUAAAAAUAAAGCUGUAAGGAGGAAGAGCUACUAGUGGCCUAUCUGUGUGACAGGCACUAGAGGUUUGUUUUUGGCCAAAUGCAAACUUCUGUUUCUUGGAAACUUCAAUCUUUUCCAUCAUCAAAAGGACCGAUUCUAUACUCCAAAUAUACUACAUUCAAAUGGAGUGGUUUUGGUGCUUAGUGUCUUAAUUAUUUUUUUUUGUCAAGCACACAGCAAGAUUAAAAUUAUUCUCACAAAAUUUAGGCAAUUUAACCUUUAUUGAAUAUACCUGUGCACUGCUUUGCCUUUUUAUUCCCUCAGUCUCGCAUGUCAUGUAUUGAUUGCUGUGUCUGAGAAUUUGAGAUGACAUUUUGUAAUACAGUGCUGCAGAAUCUCUCGGCUCCCCAUCAAAGCACCUAUUUCCUACCAAAUGCCAUGUACUAGUAGUCAUUAUUGAAGAAUACCACAUACAGAUUCAUGUCCUUCACUCCUCACUAUUGUUGCUGACAUAUUUUAUUGGGACUCUUCAAACCCCAGAACUAUUGCAACAUGUUACAUUAUCACUUCUUAUUAUAGUGGUUGUGAGUGACACUAGGAGUUUAUGGGUGUAGUCUCUCCAGUUUUUGUUAAAUGGUUUUCAAGAGGUUUAAUAAAAAUGCCUUGACACGUUAAACCCAACCUCAGAUGGAGACAUGGUAAUAAGGUAGCUCCUCUUCCUGGUCAUGAAUCCAAAUAAUUGUAUGGCAUUGUACUAGACUUGUGGACAAAUCCUUUUCACCUGUGAGGAGCGAGCAAUUCCUAUUAAUCUAUGCCUGAAUGAAUCUAUCAGUCUGGGAUUUACACUAUAGAUUGAUUAAUUUGAUCAAAGAUUAACAGGAAUUGUAUUAAUUUGUCACAGGUGAAAAGGAAUUGUGUACAAGUAGAACGCUCACUUCAUUCAACAAGACGCUGUGAGCAUUAACUUAUAGGUGGUUUGGCUGAUUACAUUUCCUUAUUAUCGUCUGCAGCUGGGGGGCGAGUUUUGGUUGUCUGGGAAUCCUAAAGAGUUUCUAAUAGUUUGAAAGUGUUUUGAUGAAAAUAAAGUAAAAUUGCCUGACCGAAAAUGCUGCAGGCAAAAAGAAAACAUGAUUUCGAAUAGCCAUGGAUAGUUACAAAAUUGUGGCUGGGAUAACUACUAAGGUGCAUAAAGAUAGCUGAAUGAAGGGGAGGGGAAGGAAGGCAUUGGAUUUCUUAAAUUACAAUAUACAUGUACAUUAAAAAAAAAAAUAACAAGAUGGCAUUUGUAACAUAAAGAUUAUACAACGAUUUUAAAAAGAAUUAUGACAUUGUUCCUUAAAACCGGAAUUGUACUUGAGCUUCUGAGAAAUGCAAUAUCUUCCAUAGAGCCGCAUGCUUCUACUUGCAAUUACCGUGUGGUUAAAAUUAAUUUAGAUGUUCCAGGGUAGCCAAGCAUAUGCAGUGCAAAAAAUAUAAAUAAGCUGUACCUAUAUAGGGGGCAUCGGAAAGCAGGUCAUGUGUGGACGAGCAUAGACGUUUGUCAUUGGUCGACUGGCGAAAUAAUAGAGGGAUUGAAGAGCAUGCAGACAGCAGGUCUUCGGUUUUUGCAAGAUGAUAAAAAUUUUUUUGCAGGUUUCCUUUAGGGGUACAUCUACUAAAUAGUUUUUAAACUGGACAUAAUUGAAAAUGAGAGAAAUCUCAAUGUAUCCUUCCUGGUAAAAUAUUUUAUAAGUAAAUUAAUUUAUUAUUGGAGAGUAAGGUUAAUGUUUUCAUGUAGUGCACAGAGACCAGGCUAAAAUUUGCUUAGCAGUGAAUGUGGUUUGCAUUCGGUAGUUGCCAGAUUAGCCAAGCUUGAGACUUUCCCAGCUGUGCCACGUGACUCUAUAUAAAUAAAUGUAUACUCACCAAGAAUGUGUACUAAUGACAAGGCCUGUCUCUAAGGAUUACUGAGAUAUAUUUAAAAUGCACCUGUCAUGCACACAUUCUUUGAGAUAGAUGCAUGCUCUGCGCCAGACCAUCAGUAAGAUUUUUAUUUAAUAAUCUGUCAUGAGAAAGAAACGUAUUUAUUAGAAACCAUAUCAAUUAUCUAGACGUUUAUUCACUAAACUGCAAAAUGUUGAGAAUUAAUAAAGGAAUAGCAAACUUUAGGUCCUUUUGUUUCAGUGGACGGGAAUCGUAGGCUAAAUGCCUGGGCUUAGCCACCCUCCAUACAGCCAAUGAAGUACCGGUAAUUCAAGUUUUUUUUAAAAAUUAACAUAUUCCCUCUGUUGUGGGGCUAGAAUUUUGGUGCAAGGAGACAAAAACCAGAGUGACGUCAUACAAAGCCUUGAUUCCCUUUAACUGUUUAGUACAGGUCUGCAGUACACAGUUUAAAGAGUGGUUCUUGGCCUAUGCUAUUACAGUGGAUGGAACAGGCAUAUAAUAUUUAUAAGGCUGUAAAAAACUGCCCAUAAUAAACUAGAUACUAUAUUGUCUGUCUCCCCAAUGGCAGUUAAGAAAAUGGUGAUUGUUGUGCACACGAUAAUAAUGCAUAGAGCAUGUUCUAUUCUCUGGCCAAAGCACAUUCCAACACACAUACUGAGUUUGUAUUGUCAGCCAUUCCUCCAGAUUUGUCGUAAUUUCCAUAUACACUAUUGGAUAAGUUUGAUUUGUAAUAUGUAUACAGAUUACACGGAUUAGGUUUAUUCACUCAUUCAGCCCACCAGCAGGACUAUAUGUAUUAAAUGGAAUUAGCAUUCCAUAACUGGCGGCUGUUUAUUAUAUUGAAUGUAGCAAUAUCUGCUCCACAGCCUUUAAUCCUGCACAAAAUGUUGCAUAGUACUACAAUGUAUGAAAGUUUAAUUCCCAGCUCUCUGAUUGGCCUGUUUUACCAGUGUUCUAAGCAAAGUAAUUUAAAAUAAAAUACUUUUAGGAAUGUUAUCAUGGCUGGUGUUUUUCUCUGCAUAUUUGGAGUAAGAUGAGUGAUAGACCAAACUUUGUGUGUCAUUCACAGCCUUCUUCCUCCCAGAAUCCCCAUGUUGCUCCAGGAGACCAGCGCUGGGGACCGCCUGACACGAGCAGCAGCUCAGGGAGACCUCUCGGAAGUCAGGAGACUUCUCCACCAGGAACGGAUCCACCCUGACUGUCUCAACAGCUUUGGGAAGACUGCUCUUCAGGUGGGAUUUCAUCAUCAUCGAAAAAACAAACAUGGAAAUCAAUCCAACUAGGGAACAAACUCGCUGUUUAUAAAAUGUCUUUACUGAAGCGAUAACAGUGAUACUAUUAUAGAUCACAUUCUAUUAUAUAUGUUUUUAUUUUUAUUAAACCGCAUAUCAUGCACCACUUGUUUAAUGUGCAUUUUAUCUGUUAAUUGCGUUUCUCCUGCAUAGUGUUCUUUUGAUGCAAGGAAACUGUCCAGAAACAAAACCUGUAUGGUUUUGGUGGCUGCCUUACUUUGAACACCAGCUACCUUUUUUCCAGAACCUUAAUUUUUUAUGACCUGAACAGAAGACAGACUCCCUUGGGCUGGGGUGGGGUGUCCCCAUUGUUUCUGGUGCUUUUAAGGUGAUGGCCAAAUCCAUUGUUGGGACACUCCCUGCGUUUUGGGUGUGUGCUUAAUUACCUGACAGUGUUAUCCACACCCAGCAGGCAAGGGUUAAUUGAAAUUAUCAUCCUGCCCAUGUAAGAAACAUUUUAUUCCUAGCUCAUUUCAUUUUGCUUCUUUUCACAUGUAAAAAUCUGCAUCUACUGCUUCCUAUUCCUAGAGCUUACAUGGCUUUCAUUAGUUUUUUUGGAAUGCUUAACUCGCGCUUGCUUAAUUUCUAACCUUUCAUGUAGUAGGCUACCAAAGUACCACGUGCCUAACACCUAGGACCUCUAAAACACCACUUAUGAUUCCAUAUUUUUAAGGAACAUAGUCAGUUAUGUUCAACCCUCAAUGAAGUUGUUAUGGGGGCUGGAACCAUCUUGGCUUCACGGGUUAAACUUGUUUUAAACUGUUUGUUUAACCCUGAUCUUCCAGAAGCUCUGCCUCCUCUGUCAUCCUCUCGCAACCUGUGAUGGUCUGAGAGCAUCACCUGACACCCUCAGCUUAUGACUGGCCACCCAUUGCAAGUAAUAGUACUUACUGUGACUCCCAUUGGGCGGCCUGUAACUUGCUGUGAGGAUCAGCUGAUACAGCCUAUUAUCGUCCUCCAAGGCAAACUCUCUUAGACUGUUCAGCAGCUAGGGGAGGCAGAGCUGUCAGAUGCAGAGGCUGACUUUUUGUUUAAACUGGUUAAUAAUGGUUUAAAUCCUCAAGGUAAGAUGACACCCAGGAAAUCUCGCCAUCAUAACAACUUAAUUUUAGAAGUUAAAGAAGCUUAAAUAUAUAUAAAAAAAAAAGAUCAUGGCAGGUUUCCUUAAUUCAGGUAAUUGUCAUUCUUCUUAUACUCUGAUUUCAUGCAGCUGUUAUCUCCUUUUUUUUCUAUUUUUCCAUAAACUAAUUUGACAAUGUAUCUCUUGCUGUUCAGGUUAUGAUGUUUGGCAGUACACCAGUGGCAUCAGAACUCCUGAAGCAAGGAGCCUCACCCAAUAUUCAGGAUACCUAUGGCAUAACCCCUGCACAUGAUGCUGCCCGCACUGGCUUUCUGGACACCCUGCAAGUCCUAGUUCAGCAUGGAGCUGACCUUAACACCCCUGAUGCCUCUGGGUCACUGCCUAUCCACCUUGCUCUCCGUGAAGGCCACAUUCCUGUUGUUGCGUACCUUGCUUCUCGCUCUGACUUGGAGCACUCAGAUCGUGAAGGCCACACACCACCACAGCUGGCUGCCAUCUUAGAUCCUCACCUGGCAGCCAUCUUGGAACUUAGCACGUAGAGGACACACAUUUACGCUACUUGAAGUGCCACAGGAACAAUUGGCAUGGAACUCUGUACCAUGGCCUAAUGCAGUACUUGUACUAAUCAUUUUAUAGAUGCUCUUAUUCUCUGUCUAGGGCAGUGUGUCCAUAUUCAGCGUUAUUUUUACUCCCCACGUAAAAAAAAGUGUCUGACCUGGUAUCAUUCACUGUGUGGGAUGUAAACUAACGAGGUGUGUGUUUAUGAUUGGGCUGGACAGUUGCCCUCUUCAGCUGCCAUGCUGAACCUCCCAUCACUCUCAAUCAAAAUGUGAAUUUUAGCUCAUUCACAGUUCAUUGGACAGUAUUUCCUCAACCCUGCUUUGAAAAUAGUGAUGGGUCAAUGCUAAUGGUUUCUGAGCACUUCUGUGUUUGCAUGCGUGUGUGUGUGUCUUUGUAUAGUGUGUGCAUGCAUGUGUACAAUAUGUGUUUGCUUGGUUACGUACAGUUAUUUUAAUACUCAGGUCAUGUUUAUGUUCCUUAUUUGCACUCUUUCAAACUAUACUUGGACAAUAUUUUCCCCUAUCCUUAAUGCAUUAGCAAAUAUGCAUUGGGUUUUAUUGAGUAAAUUGGGAAUGGUGAAAAACGAAAUUGCAACUAUUGAGAUGGCCAAGCUAAAAGAAUAUCCAGAAUUGAAAAAUUAUUCUAAUUUAGCCUAAAAUGUGUGAUUAUUGUACACAAUUCCUGGUAUAAUAAAUAAAUCCCAGAGUAUAUAAAUAUGUAAUCCCUACAUCUAAUGACAUUUUCCAUGACCUCUAUUGCCUAAUUUGUAUUAUUUUUUUUUUUUAAUUUAAAAAACAAACAAAAAAAAACCUGUAUUUAAAAACAGAAAAAAGGCACUUCUUUAGACGAAAUCAGAAAUGUGAAAAUAUCAGCAUUUUGUAGCUGUGUAGAAUUUUUUCUGUGGCUUUGCACAUUGCUCGCCAUACUGCUUUUCGGGAGGGGCUCAUUAAAGAAGGGUCAUGAAGUCUUCUUUAGUCCACAUAGAACGAGCAUCAGAAAAAUGAGCAGUUGACAUAUCUCCAAAAAAAGAAUUUUCACUUAUCCCUCUCACAUAAUGAAUUGUAAAUCCCCUCACGCCUCUGCAAUACAUUCAUCCACAUAUCUCAACAACAUAUGUGGGAGGCCUGUGAUAUUUCUAAACUGCUUAACUGCUCCCUUCAUUGUAAUUAGGGACCAUGGUGAUGAUGCAGAAACACAUUGUACAUAACCCUAUGCUAGCCAUGGCUUUCUGUAAAGGCUCAAAUGGGAAACUGGGGCUGAGAUGCUGCAAUCAUUAACAGUAUAUGUGUCGGAGGAUAAGAAACACAUUGUAGAACAAUGAUGUGUUUACUCCUGUUUUGCUACUUCUUGCAAUAAAAUAUGCAAAAAGUGCAAUUUAGAAUAAAGCUACAGAAAUGGCCAUGGAUACUUCACAGAAUGAUGUAAAAGAGAAGGGAAGUUGUACAGCUUGUGUGCUCUGAGCAGGCACACACUCAUGAUUGAGACAGGUGGGUUUAUAGCUACAGAGUUUUUUUGCAAGGUGCUUAAGUCAUAUAAGUAACUCAAAAAAGACCAGGGAAAUCCUGAUGGGAUCUAUUAAAAAAAAAAAUAAUUCCUGUAGUUUUCUAACAAUAUACAUAUUUAUUCUUGUCUCAUACUUUGGAAUAAAAUAAUAGCUUUCAAAAGGACAGGUGCACUGGAAAAAGAAGUAUCUAAUUCUAAUAUUCUAUUCUGCUAACCAGCAUCCAUAGCCUUUGCGAUUUGUGCAGAGCUCUUAAUCCUGUAAUAUAAUUGCUCUUCUGGCGAAUGUGCACGUGGGGUGCUUAGCAUGCAGUUUACAGUGGUGACAAUUAAAAUCCCAGGUAUAAAGUUUAAAAUUACAGACUCUGUUUGCUAAGCUCCGUCCUGUGCAGUGCACAGUUUAGUCAUCAAUGUUCUUGUUAAACUUGUGAUUCAGGAAAAACUCUGAGAAGUUUUACUGUAACUUAGAAGUUAGUUUGCAACAGGGCUCUGCUGAGUCCCUUCUGUUUUCAGGGAAGGUCUAUCUUUUAAUCCCCUUUGACUUAAUAUUAAACUCUGCAGCAUCCAAACUAUGUAUCCUGCAGAACUCUCAUUACCUAUCUGGACAAUUUCAUAAACAGUGGAGGACUUGCAUCCAUCAUUUAUCUUGUUUGCCAUGAACACUUAUUUCUCCAAUUGUUGUAUAAGAUCCUCGGUGACGUUACUAGUAUAGGGUGCUAAAAUCCCAUGUGAAUACUUGCCACUUUACAGUCUUAUUCAAUAUUGCCAUUUUCUUGAUUCUUGAAGAGUUAAUAAAAUACACCGGUAAUUUUAACAAAUGGAUGAAUGAAUUGCACAUCCAAAAACAAACUGCACAAUGAUUACAAACUGUAUUAAAUAUGUUUUAUUAUAAAUACAAAUUAAUUUCCAAAUGAAUUCUUAAUAUAGAUUUUUUU